Molecule: messenger RNA, 855 nt
Organism: Penicillium alfredii
Lineage: Eukaryota; Fungi; Ascomycota; Eurotiomycetes; Eurotiales; Aspergillaceae
Exons: 2
Coding region: 1-855 (284 amino acids)
Cellular component (GO): membrane
Source: RefSeq, a predicted model, not a curated record
AUGCGCUGCAUCCCAUACACGACCCUCUUCGGCGUCGACCCAGCACACGAUGGUCGUCAUCUCUUCGAGACCUCGUGGCUCCUGCCCCCCACCAUCCUCGCGGGUCUGCGUGCGCUGAUCGCCGUCUACAUCUUCACAACCAUCAUCAUCAUCUGGGCGUGGGACGGUACCGACGGGGACCGCAGCGCCAUCGGCCAGUCGUUCAGCUACUUCACUUGGUUGACAUACUGGGGACUGGGGUUUUAUUUCCUGGUCGCCGCCAUCCAUACAGCCUGGUAUACGCGGACGGGCCGCUCCGGACUCUUCAGCCGCUGGCCCCGGGUGUGUCGCGUGCUCCACAGCCUAUUGUACACGACGGUGACGACGUUCCCGUUUCUGGUGACUAUCGUUUUCUGGGCGCUGCUGUUUAAGCCGCCGUGGUAUUCGGAGGUUUUAAAUGGUUGGUCGAAUAUCUCCCAACAUGGCCUCAACUCCCUCUACGCUCUCCUCGAGAUCAUCCUGCCCGCCACCGCACCACACCCAUUCAUCGCCAUCCCCGUGCUGAUCCUGCUACUCCUGCUCUACCUCUGCGUCGCCUACAUCACCUACCACACCCAGGGCUUCUACGCCUACUCCUUCCUCGACCCGGGCGACCACGGCCAGCACAGCGGCCUCGUCACCGGAUACUGCUUUGGCAUUCUUGCCGCCAUCCUGGUCAUUUUCUUCGUCUCCUGGUCGUUGAUUCGAUUGCGGGUGUGGUUGACUGGCGGCAAAAUCAAACGGUCUCGGUAUGAUCCGGUGCGCCAGCAUGGAUUGAGUGAUGGUUCGCUGGAUGGACGGGGUCGGGUGGAAGAGGUGAAACGGGUAUCGGUAUAA